CACGGGAGGCUUUAGCCAGAGGCAGGCUGAAGUUAUGUGGGACAGCUGUCAGCCGGCAUGCUGGGUGGGGCCUAUUUAGCUGCAGGGACACAAGUCUGGGGACACUGAACUGGCCUCUCUGCCCCAAGUACUCAGCCCCGGCCGGCCACACUGCUCGGAUCUCCUGCUGCGGGUCCCCCAGCUCCGCGAUGAUGGCCGAAGAGCACACAGACCUGGAGGCCCAGAUCGUCAAGGACAUUCACUGCAAGGAGAUCGACCUGGUGAACCGAGACCCCAAGAACAUUAACGAGGACAUAGUCAAGGUGGAUUUCGAAGACGUGAUCGCGGAGCCCGUGGGCACCUACAGCUUCGACGGCGUGUGGAAGGUGAGCUACACCACCUUCACCGUGUCCAAGUACUGGUGCUACCGCCUGCUGUCCACGCUGCUGGGCGUCCCGCUGGCCCUGCUCUGGGGCUUUCUGUUCGCCUGCAUCUCCUUCUGCCACAUCUGGGCGGUGGUGCCCUGCAUCAAGAGCUACCUGAUCGAGAUCCAGUGCAUCAGCCACAUCUACUCGCUCUGCAUCCGCACCUUCUGCAACCCGCUCUUCGCCGCCCUGGGCCAGAUGUGCAGCAGCAUCAAGGUCAUGCUGCGGAAGGAAGUCUAAAGCCAGGGGACGGUGGGGCGGCGGGGCAGGGACGUCGGGCCAGGCUGGCCCCCGCUGCUGCUCCACAGGGCCACCGGGGAGCUCAAUCUCUUUAGGGACUGCUCAAUUUUGCCCCCAAGACGGAGCACACGGGGUAGGAAAGCCAGAAAGCACACACAGCCCAGCCAGAGGCCCGGCCCCCCCACGGCGUCCCCAGGCGGCGGGAGGGAAGAUCGUUCGCUCCGAGGCAGCUACUGCAAGUGUUUGCGUUCGCCUGUACUGUAACAGCGUCAGCCCGCACUCAGUGCCCACCCGGGCGACCGGUGCUCGCCCACCCAGGAGGCGGCCAGUGACUGUUGCCGUUAGACGGGUGGCCCCAAUAAAGGGUUUCGGCUGCAUUUGG
Molecule: messenger RNA, 1026 nt
Organism: Lemur catta (Ring-tailed lemur)
Lineage: Eukaryota; Metazoa; Chordata; Mammalia; Primates; Lemuridae
Gene: CAV3
Product: caveolin 3
Exons: 2
Coding region: 189-644 (151 amino acids)
Biological process (GO): caveola assembly; regulation of membrane depolarization during cardiac muscle cell action potential
Cellular component (GO): caveola
Molecular function (GO): molecular adaptor activity; connexin binding; transmembrane transporter binding
Source: RefSeq, a predicted model, not a curated record